Messenger RNA from Opisthorchis viverrini, 3882 nucleotides. RefSeq lists its product as hypothetical. Gene Ontology annotation, cellular component: membrane. The transcript has 15 exons. Gene Ontology annotation, biological process: netrin-activated signaling pathway. The coding region runs from base 1 to 3504 and encodes 1167 amino acids. NCBI's taxonomy places the organism in Eukaryota, Metazoa, Platyhelminthes, Trematoda, Opisthorchiida, Opisthorchiidae. The record is from RefSeq and is a predicted model, not a curated record. Gene Ontology annotation, molecular function: netrin receptor activity; protein binding.
AUGCACCUUCGGAGAUAUUUAAUUAUUUGCUUCCUAAUUCUGUUCCACCUGUAUACAGCGGAUUCUCAGAAGGACCUCGUACAGCCAGACGAGACGCAUCUGGAAGGCGUACCGUUUUUUCUGAAACACCCAAAACCAUUGUACUAUACAAUGAAGGGCCAUCCAGCCACAAUAGAUUGUGUCGCAGAACCUGUCUCUCAUGCUGUGAUUGAGUGCGCUGAGCAGAUUAUCCCGUACAAAGGACCCGACGAGCCUGGAAGGCUGAAAGUCACCCGUUUAGAUUCUGACAAUCAACCCGAUCCCAAUGGAAAACGGUGGCAUUUGGAAUUACAGGUGCGAGCGAAAGAGGUGGAGGAGUGGUUCGACUCUUAUGUCUGCCGGUGUGAAGCUUGGAACAAAGUAAUCGAACUUCAGAGACCAAAAAAGGUGUUCAGCAAGGAAGCUGUUGUUAUUGAAGCAUAUUUGGAUCGCAAGUUUCAACUGGAACCGGUCUCGACCGAUUUGUCCUACGGAAAACGUUUGGUUCUUACGUGCAUCCCUCCAAAAGGUAAACCGGAACCUGAGGUAUAUUGGCUCAAAGAUGGAAAGCGUGUGAAUAAAGACAACUUUGCACAUAUCAUUCUCAACGACUACAACCACCUGAUAAUAGAAAACGUGACGGAAAAAGACGCGGGUAAUUACACUUGUGUUGCAGAAUGCCUUGGAAUGGAAUACCGGUAUGCCAUGGCGAAGGUAACCGUCACUGCAAACCUACCGACAAAUGCCUUACCAGUCUGGACAGAAUGGAGUACAUGCAGUCCCUCCGUUGUGAUAUCCGACCCCUCCAGAACAUCUGAGAAGAUUUACUGUCAGCAGUCACGUUACCGCCUUUGCGCACACUCGGCCGUUGCUCCCAUUUCAAGUACCGUUAAGAGCGGGAUCGAAACGUUGGUGGCAAGUUGUCCUCAGCCGUGGAAGCAGACGAGAAACUGUUCAAACUCUUCCUGUCCUGGAACGGGUGCCGCAACUGGGGACCAACUAGUGGAUGAACAAGCAGAAAAACAAGGUAUGGAACGGAACUUACACACCCGGGAAAUCAUCAUAUACGUGGCACUGUUUGCUUUCGUUGCCUGCAUUCUGAUUCUUCUGGUGCUAUUCUUCUGCCAAUGGAAAGGAUCACGAUCAUUUUUCCCAAAACCACUCCACUUACCGUGUUGUCUUCCCGGCACCACAGCAUAUCACUCUGAGAAGCGAGGCAUCUUUCCAAAGGACCCUUUACUUUUGAAUGAUUUCAAGCAGUCAACGAUGACAAUAAGAAAUCCCAUCACAAUGGACAUUCGACAGAAAUCAUGCGAUGGAAGAUCACUGGGUAUACCCCAAACAGAUAUAAGUUCACAGCCCAUAACUUCACUCCCCACAGACCAUCAGUAUUCUCUUCCUAUCUACGAUCGUGCGGCAAUUUCCAAUCAGUCAUCACUUGGUCUAACGUGCCAAAUCCUAGAAAACCCAUCAUCUUUCCCUCUCCCCAUAGGAUUGACAGGAACAAUCUCACACCUAGGGGUACUGCCCCCAGUCCCGUCAUGUUUUCGAGACCCCUUACUUUGUGGUGAGAAAUGUGAAGGGAACGAUGUCUUCCUGCAAAAUACUCCAUAUUGUGUUACAAGUGUUGAGCCUCUGCGCGCUAUGCUCCCAUUUACCCAAAAUCAAAGCUUGCUAACAAUGGGUGACAUGGCUGGUGCGAGUACAACAUACACAAAGAUAAAUGAAAUACCAGGAAGAAACAUCCUGCCGGAUACGCUGGACCUAAAUUCAGCUACAACAGCCACAAAUCAUCUUUUCGGCGCCCAUAAAGUUGGAUCUGUUUUCACAGAAGCAUCAUCCGGGAAAUCGUCAUCAAAUAUGGCUACAAACACAACGGCUGUUGGGUCAGUCAACGCCGAUAGUAGUAAUGGAUCUCUGGGUAUUGGCGCUACACACAGUCCGUCUGGCUUGUUAUUGGCUCAGACUGGUGAAACAGUCGUGGGAGACAGAGAAACUCGACAGUAUAACGCAAAUUACUCUAACGACUUCAACCCACCGUGGAACUAUUCUUGUGAAAUUCAGGAAACCGACGUGGUGAUCAGUGCAAACCUCACAGAAAAUGGUGGCCUAAUCUGCAGUUCCACAUCAGGAGUCUAUCUGAAAGUACCUCAAGGCGCAGUGCAUGGGAUGUCGGAGGAGCCAGUGUACGUUGCGAUAUGCCGAGAUGAACGGAUAAGGCCUAUUCUCGGUGAUCAUCAGACUCUUCUCAGUCCCGUUGUUCAGUUUGGUCCCAUAUCAAUGCACCCGCAUCAGGAGGUUGUUCUCAGUUUUCCCCAUUGUGCUGCUCUAGAUGAAGGCCCGUGGUAUCUCCGUGUUGUUGCCACAGGUGUACAGUCCGCGCUAACAAUCCCCAAAUGUGAAGACGGCAAGGGAACCAAGCCAAAGAUUUGUGAUUGUAACUCUUUGUUCCAGGAAUAUGAACAAGGACACGAUAGCGUAACACGCUCAUCCAUACUGACUUGUUGGAAGGAAGUGUGCGCAGUAGUAUCGCAAAAGGACGAAUACGAAAUUAUCAAAUCUCAACCUGGAAUAACCUGUCACAUUAACACUUCAGAGGUGCAUCUACUCACUCAACGGCCACAACGCUACUGUUUGAUUGGUGAAAGUCUGAGGCCAAAGUGUGAACAACAGAAGUUGGAAUUACUGCCAGUUUGGCCCGCCAAUAUAAGGACUGACGGGCCGGCCAAGAAAAUGCUGCGUUUGACCGCCUAUUCAGCCCGACCUACCCCAACUAUGGACUACAAUAUUCGCGUUUAUAUUUUGCCUGACAUACAGGAUAUUCUGGAGCAUGUGAAAGCAACAGAGCUCCGACUGGAUGGUUAUGUUCUUGACACAACAGAUCCCCUGCCAUUUUACGAUACGGGCCAAGGGAUGUGCUUCAGUAUCGAAGAUGUAUCCAAAGGCUGGCGAAGUAGAUUACAUAUGAAUACUCAGGAGGUUCCUUUCCGUCAUAUCUGGGGUGGAACACAACUGCCCACGUUACAUUGUGCCUUUACGCUAGAGCACAUUGACCACACGCAGAACUCAGUUUCUUGCAGAAUAAUUGCUUUCCAAGGAAUGAACUGGGAACAACGAAAAGUAUUGCAUAUUUCAAGCGACUGCAUAGAUAAUGUUACCUCAAAUACAAAUACUGUUCCAGUGGCUAUCCCAAACAACAAAAAAACAUUCUUCCGCAUAAAAGACAGCACAAGAGAAAUUAUCUGCGACUUUAUGAACAUGCAAAAUAACUGGCAAGAUCUGGCGAAGGGGAUGAAACUCGAAAGCCAUGUACCAUAUCUGGCCAAUCUCGCUAAUCCAACUGAGUCGCUGUUGAACCUUUGGGAAGCUGCGCAUCGGCAGGACCAAUAUUUGGGGGGUCUCAAAAACAUUUUUUGCCAACUCGGUCUCACGGACUUUGCAACUUCGCUAGCAGUCGAACCGGAAACCUUUUGGGAUGUACAGUGAAUUUUCAAACUUGUGGCCACUAUUUACAUGCUUCAAGAAAUGAACGCCAGUCAUGGUCCACAUCUUGACCAUUUUGAGAUAACCUAAAUAGGAUUUGAUAGAAAAAGAUAACCCUUCCGUAUUCUAUCCGGAAAUUAAAUAUACGGAAGCGCGUAUCCGACGCAAAUAGCGACUAUUUAAUAUUCAUUCAUUAGCGCCUAUUGUUACUGGAGAACCAGCCAAACAUUUCGAGUAACUAAACUGCAUUUAUCCCUCCACAAAUUCGACGCUUUUAUGUGCCAGAUGUACUGUAAAGCACCAUUACUUCUUCAUUUUUCGUUACUGUAAAUUUGAUCGUUCUGCAAAAAUACGCACACCAUGUGAAAUUGUGAAUUUUUU